Sceloporus undulatus (fence lizard) is the source of this 1819-nucleotide messenger RNA. It is a transcript of the gene BZW2, whose product is annotated as basic leucine zipper and W2 domains 2. The record is from RefSeq and is a predicted model, not a curated record. Gene Ontology annotation, cellular component: membrane; cytoplasm. The coding region runs from base 163 to 1431 and encodes 422 amino acids. Gene Ontology annotation, molecular function: protein binding. NCBI's taxonomy places the organism in Eukaryota, Metazoa, Chordata, Lepidosauria, Squamata, Phrynosomatidae. The transcript is spliced from 12 exons.
AGUGUGUGUGUGUGUGUGUUUGUGUGUCAAUGUUGUUGCUGCUGCCCUUCACUUCUUCUCCAUUGUCUGGGGCUGAGGCAGGUCGCGUUGCUGCUCCUCCUCCGCCGCCUCUUUCUGCUUGCUUUCCCCCGAGAAAGGCCCUUUCCCCGAGAGAGAAAUUUUAUGAAUAAGCAUCAGAAGCCGGUGCUAACAGGCCAACGGUUCAAAACUAGGAAGAGGGAUGAAAAGGAGAAAUUUGAACCCACAGUCUUCCGGGAUACAAUUGUCCAAGGCCUCAAUGAAGCUGGUGAUGACUUGGAAGCUGUAGCCAAAUUUCUGGAUGCAACAGGCUCACGGCUAGAUUAUCGCCGCUAUGCUGACACUCUCUUUGACAUCUUGAUAGCUGGCAGCAUGCUAGCCCCAGGAGGGACUCGAAUAGAUGACAAUGACAAGACGAAGAUGACCAAUCACUGUGUGUUUUCUGCAGAAGAAGAUCACGAUGCCCUCCGACAUUAUGCUCAGGUCUUCAAUAAACUCAUCAGGAGAUACAAAUAUUUGGAAAAGGCAUUUGAAGAUGAAAUUAAAAAGCUCCUGUUGUUCCUUAAAGCCUUUUCUGAAACGGAGCAGACAAAGUUGGCAAUGCUCACUGGGAUUUUGCUUGCCAAUGGGACACUUCCUUCUACCAUUUUAACAAGUCUUUUCACUGACAAUAUUGUCAAAGAAGGUAUUGCAGCCUCUUUUGCGGUCAAGCUUUUUAAAGCCUGGAUGCUAGAAAAAGAUGCCAAUUCAGUUACCUCCUCUUUAAGAAAAGCUAACUUAGACAAGAGGUUGCUAGAACUCUUUCCUCCCAACCGGCAAAAUGUGGAGCAUUUUGCCAAGUACUUCACUGAUGCUGGCCUCAAAGAGCUUUCAGAUUUCCUCCGAGUCCAGCAGUCCCUGGGCACUCGGAAAGAGCUACAAAAAGAACUCCAGGAACGUCUUUCUCAGGAAUGCCCCAUUAAAGAGAUGGUGCUUUAUGUAAAAGAAGAAAUGAAGAGGAAUGAUCUGCAAGAGCCAGCAGUGAUUGGACUCCUGUGGACCUGUAUAAUGAAUGCUGUUGAAUGGAACAAGAAAGAAGAGCUGGUUGCUGAGCAGGCACUUAAACAUUUAAAGCAAUAUGCACCUUUGCUGGCUGUUUUCAGCACCCAGGGCCAGUCAGAGCUGAUCCUUCUCCAGAAGGUUCAAGAAUACUGUUAUGAUAACAUCCACUUUAUGAAAGCCUUUCAGAAGAUUGUGGUGCUCUUUUAUAAAGCGGAUGUCCUAAGUGAAGAAGCCAUCUUGAAAUGGUAUAAAGAGGCACAUCUUGCUAAAGGCAAAAGUGUUUUCCUUGACCAGAUGAAGAAAUUUGUUGAGUGGCUACAGAAUGCUGAGGAAGAAUCUGAAUCAGAAGGGGAAGAAAAUCAAGAUGGCUGAAUGAAGCACAAAACUAAAGUCACGUCUGACUUGGAGGAUUUUGUACUGUCCACGUGAAAGACUCUUAUUUCAGUGUCAUGCCGAAAAUGCUAGGCUAGGCUUUCCUUUUGUUUAGAAAAAUAAAUUUUGGAGCCUUGAGAUGUUAGAUGCUGUACUUGAAACUCUCCAUUUGGUGCACUGUACACUAAUGUAGGCCAGGGACAUUCAGCAAGGGAACAUACAGGAAAACAGAAAUAAAUUACUUAAGGACUCCUUUUUAUUAGCAUCUUUCAGGUACUUUGGUGUCUGUCCAUAGGGUUGUUUGAUCUGUGCCUGUAGCUCAAUAUUGCUUGUGUAUGUGAUUUGACAUGGCCACAUUUUGGGGAAUUAAAUGGCUUUUAUAACUUAA